AUGAAGACAAUUUUAGGAUUUUUGAUUCUUGGCUUAUUUGCUGUGUCUAGUGUUCAUUCUGGCGGCAACACAGGCUGCUCUGAAAAUUACACAUUGUUUGCAAGCUUGUCAAUGGAUAUCCAAAACUUUAUCGAAACACAAAUCAACAACAACAUCGAUUUACAACUUUCUGAUUUAUUGUUAGUAGUUCAGAGAAAAAUUGGCAAUAUAUUAGCAGGUGAUGCGGGUAGUCUCGUACCAACAACUCAAGAUGAGAGCAUUUUGGAAUCAUUUACGAUUGGCGGAGAAACAGCUGCAUUGUGCAUCGUUCAAUUCCUUCUUGGAGCUUAA
Chironomus riparius is the source of this 330-nucleotide messenger RNA. NCBI's taxonomy places the organism in Eukaryota, Metazoa, Arthropoda, Insecta, Diptera, Chironomidae. The record is from the annotation of a GenBank genome assembly.